Messenger RNA from Podarcis lilfordi (Lilford's wall lizard), 17049 nucleotides. Lineage: Eukaryota; Metazoa; Chordata; Lepidosauria; Squamata; Lacertidae. The record is from the annotation of a GenBank genome assembly.
CCCCGCGGUGCCGGGACUUGAUUGGCCCGCCCUCCCAUCUCCCGCCUCCCCUCGCCACGGCCGGCGGGCAGCUGUGAGGCGCGAGGAGAAAGGCCGUUUCUGAGGCGCCCAUAGACGCGCGUCUCCCGGGGCGGGAGCUUUCGCCGACGCAUGACUCUCUUGGCGCGCGGGCUGCACCCGAUGCGGCCGAGGGACACGAAAGAGCAGCCAGGCCGCCCCGGGGACCUGUACACGUGACGGGCGCUUCCCACGUGCGUCAGGCGGGAGGGGCGGUCCUUCGAGGGCCAGGCGGCGGGGAGGCCGAGGAGGCGCCGGCCGCAAGCGAGCGGGAGCGGCCAUGGCCGGCGACAGCGAGCAGGGCGUGCAGGGCCGCGGGAGGUCGCCCGGCGACGGAGCAGGCGGCGGCGGGGAGCCGUUCCUCAUCGGGGUCGGCGGAGGGACCGCCAGCGGCAAGGUGAUCGGGGGGCCGGGCGGCGGCGGCGCGCUUCCCGCUCCAGGCGCCUCUCUGCACGCGCUCAGAGGCACUGUUGCCAUCCAAAUGGAGAGCAGCCCGGCUGGGGCGGCUCUGCGACCUCACCGGCGCCUCCGUGGCUGAGGGAGGGGGGCUAGAGCGUCCCGCCACGUGCGCGCGCCCGUCCGCGCUUGAGGCCGGCCGGCUGGAGCCCGGGAGGGGCGGCCGGGGGGCCUCGGGAGCGCGCGCCAGGGGAUCGGGCGGCCACGCGGCGGCCUCGAGGGCCGACACGAGUGGGCGAGCGGGCUCCCGUUCUCCGUGUACGGGGAGCUCCGGGCCCAGAAGUGGCCCUUUCUCAAGGCAACAGCUGCGCGUGGAGCUCACUGAAGUAGUGUACGCUAAUAGCGAAAAGUUUUCCCCAAAAUACAGGUACAAGGAUGGCAUCCCUUUUUCCCCAGGCGCUGCUCUCCUGCCCCUUAGAGAUUGGUGGGAGGGGGGUAGGUUUGCAGGCCUGCCGGUGAGUUGCUGGGAGCAGGUCUGAGGGGGGAGCAAGCUGCUAUAAGCAACAACCCCGUCGGGUUCCUUGUGCAGCUAGCUGGGUGUCUCCACAUUCCCGCAAGACAAAAGCCAGAAUCCGACUAGUCUGUUCUGGAGGAAAAUAAGAGCUUAGCCUGUCCUUCAGUGGCUAGAAAGCCCUCAGGGUGGCUUUGCUCUGCUGGCUUAUCCUUUGGUGGCAGGAAUAUGGUCACGGACUGGUGGGAUCCUUCUCUUUCUGCUUCUCCUGCAGCUGGACUGAUGAAACUCUAGUCUUGUUUCUGUUUUCUCCCCUCAAGUCCUUAAGACCCUGCAUGCUUGGGGGUUUAUAUACUGUAUUAAAACAGCCACUUGAAAACUCUUGAUACCCGCUCCCACAUUUUUUCCAGGCUUUGUGUUGUUCCUGAGACUUGAUAGUCUUGAAGCAAAACAGCAUGUCAGAAUUCUAGGUUUCAUCUUGCACCUGCCCUUCCAAAUAGCGGUUUGCAGUUUUUUUAAAAUAAAUUUUUAUUAAGUUUUACACAAAUAUCUCCAAUUAACAAUUUCCCAAUUAACAUAUUUUCAUCUUUUUGACUUCCCUCAGCUUCUCUGACAAUCAUCCGUAUUUAAAUUUAUUAUCUACGCAUUCUCCAAAAUUAGUAUCGCCUUUUAAGAUACCUUUACAAAUAUAUUUGCAUUCUUGCAAUAUUCCUUAUUCUUUCACAAAGCUUCUUUAAAACCCACUAGCGUUGUUUGCUCAUGACAUACACUCUUCAAAUACUCAGAAAAUUUCCCCCAAUCCUCAAUGAACUUGUGAUCUCGUUGAUAUCUUAUUUUUCCAGUUAGUUUGUCCAGUUCUGCAUAUUCCGUUAACUUCAUUCUCCAUUCCUCAAGAGUCGGUAGUUCUUCCUGCUUCCAUUUUUGGGCCAUUAAUAUUCUUGCUGCAGUUGUUGCAUACUGAAAGAGUUUAUGAUCCUUUCUAUUUAUUUCAUUUCUUGCGGUUUGCAGUUUUGAGUGCUGCAGGUGCUUCCGUUCUGGGUUUCUCUGCAGAUGUCGGGGGUGAAGGCAACACAGAUGUCACCAUUCCCUCAGCUUCUAAGAAACUUGAGAGCUGUUCCUCCAUUUUUCUUAAACUAUUUACUGAGCUCUAUUAGGAAAACAAAUUAAGAGAUGUUUUUAAAUAGUGAGCUUUUUUUGUUUGAAAUCACAACUCCCACUUUUAACAGCUGAAUCAAGUGGCCAGUAAUUGUUUGUUUCCUAUUAAAUUGAAUUAAUUUGGCAAUGAUUUUUAAUAAUUUGAAAAUCAAUAAAAAUAAUUGAAAAAAGUAAUUGUUUGCUUCCUGUUUAAGUAUUUGACCAAUAAGUUCCACCUCCCCAAUUUUCCUUGUUUUCCAGUGCAAAGCAGCCAAAGUACAAGACAGAUGUACUCAUGGUAAAAAUCAACAAGGUUCUCUUUGGGCUUUAUAUGUGCACCAAAAAUAACAGCUAGCAAGGAAAUAACAUUAAAGAGAGAGAUCUUUAAUCCAGGACCCCUGGAUGGUUAAGUCCAGUCAAAGGUGACUAUGGGAUGCUUUUCAGGCCGAGGGAGCCAGCAUUUGUCCACAGACAGCUUUCCAGGUCAUGUGGCCAGCAGGACUAAACCACUUCUGGCUCAAUGGGAAGCUGUGCUCCUAGAUACUCUGCCAGUAUAUGGAGAGAGGGGUGUCAUGGUGGUGACUGCUUAGGACCAUAUGGCAGAACAAAAUCUUGCUCCUUUCUAAGCCCUUUUCUAGGGCUGGGUGGUAUCAAUAUAACAUUCAGAACUGUUUUUUGAAGUCUGUAUCAUGAUAACCGUUUAAUGAUUUAUUUCUUGGCAAUAUAUCACAAAUCGGGGGGGGGGGGGGAUGUGCUAUGCACAUAUAGCCAGCCAGUGCUGCUUUUGAUUCCUGUGCAGUUCAGCUCUCUGCUACCUCCUGCAGGGGCAGUGAGUCACAAGGCACUGGCAAAAGCAGCCAGCAGAAACUUCCCUCAGAUGCUCUUGCUUUAAGUAGGCUAGUAGGUGGUGCACCAGGCUGGUAGGUGGCUUAUGGAGAUGCCGGUCUGAGCUGGCUCUGGGCUUCUUGGUGGAAGCCCCUUUCCCCCUUCCUUUCUCCUGUGAAACGUUAUUUACUUCAGAAUAAAAACAAAAACUUUGCCCUACUGUUUAAGCUUCUUUCCUCACUUCUCCCCUUCUGCAUGUUUGUGUGUGAUAGUCUCCCCACCCUUGUUAUCCUUCCCAUUUUCUCCUCACCCAUGAACUCUCCCAAUUCUCCCCUCCCCCCUUUGCUUUCUCACAUUGUUUCACCAACCCUAUACUUCCUUAUGUGCUGCUACUGCUUCCUUUUUAUUCCCUCCCACCUACCCCACUGGCAAAAAAAGGAAAGGGGAGAAGUGUUUUUAUUUUCUGGGGGUGUUUAUGUUGUUUGUUCCCCCUAAAUAGUUCCCCUCCAUAUAAAAAGGAAGAUUUUAGGAAGAGGUAAGUAAAAAUUUAUCAUUUUUAGACCCGUUAGUAGUAGCAGUUGCCAAGACAUUACCACAUUUGCCUCCACAUAGCUCCAUCCUUAUUUCAGACAUUUUGAUGUAUUGGUAUAUCACAGUGUUGAAAACCAGAUACCGCCCAGCUUAGCCAGUAUUCCUUGGACGCCCUAACCCAGGCUUCCUCAACCUCGGCCCUCCAGAUGUUUUUGGCCCACAACUCCCAUGAUCCCUAGCUAGCAGGACCAGUGGUCAGGGAUGGUGGGAAUUGUAGUCUCAAAACAUCUGGAGGGCCGAAGUUGAGGAAGCCUGCCCUAACCUAUGAUCUAGGAUGUGCUGUACACUUCUCAAUAGUUGAGCAGAAAACAGUUUUAUUGUUAGAGAUUCUUGCUUUUAGUCAAUGCUAAAAAUGAUUCCUGUACAACAGAUUAAGAAUGAAGUGUAAUUUGCUCCUGGAUACACAAGCUUCUGACAUACGGGGGGGGGGGGACAGGAAAAACCCUCUAGCUAGGCUAAAUGGAAGGCUAGAGUUUAACACACCUUAUCUGAACUCUCUUUAAGCAUUUUCUGCUGGUUUUCCCCUGUGGAGAAGUGAUUUUUGGCUUACCGAAAAUAUUGUGAUAUCUAGGAUAUUAGUGUAGGUAUGAUUGUGGACUAGUGUGUCAACUCUAAAACAAAUGGUAGUUGUCCACUGGUGAGCAGCAGCAGCUCAUGAUAUUAUAUAAACAAGUUAUUUCUAAUGAGUCUAAACCAUGGGUAGGCAAACUAAGGCCCGGGGGCGAAAUCCAGCCCAAUCGCCUUUUAAAUCUGGCCCAUGGAUGGUCUGGCAAUUAGCAUGUUUUUACAUGAGUAGAAUGUGUCCUUUUAUUUAAAAUGCAUCUCUGGGUUAUUUGUGGGGCAUAGGAAUUUGUUCAUUUCCCCACCCCCACCCCCCAAAAAAUAUAGUCCAGCCCGCCACAAGGUCUGAGGGACAGUGGACCGGCCCCCUGCUGUAAAAGUUUGCUGACCCCUUCUGUAAACAGUUUAAAAAUGAAUGUCAAUACAAAGUCCACCAUCAUUAUACCCAGAUGGUAGGGGGAGACUUGCUGAGAAUGGGAAUUUCUCCCGCUAACAAAUCAAUCAUUCAGAAACAGAUGGGUUUUAAAUCCUGCCACAAGUUAAUAAAAUAUUUGGGAGUGCAGAUAAUUAAAAAUCUGUCAACUCUAAGGAAAGCAGGCUUUACACCAUUAGUUUUACAUGUACAACGGGAUUUUAGAUCUUGUAAAGACCUACAUUUAUCAUAGUUAGGAUGUACAGCUGCUGUAAAUACAGCUUUCCUUCUGAAAGCUUGGUUUCUCUUUCAAGUGUUGCCUGUCAUAAGAUUGUCAAGCUGGCAGGCACUCCAAGGGUCAUCUAGCCCAACCCCCUGCAACGCAGGAAUCUCAACUAAGGCAUCCCUGACAGAUGGCCAUCCAACCUCUGCUUAAAAACCUCCCUUCCAGGAAGACAGUUCCACUGUUGAACAGCUCUUAUGGUCAGGAAGUUCCUUUUAAUGUUUAGUUGGGAUCUCCUUUCUUGUAACUUUAAUCCAUUGGUUCGGGUUCUACCCUCUGGAGAGGAGAAAACAAGCUUGCUCCCUCUUCCAUGUGCCUCCCUUUAGAUGUCACUCUCCUUCAUGGUCAUCUGUGAUGAUGGUGAUUCCUGCAUUGCAUGGAUUAAACUAGAUGAGUCUUGGGGGUCCCUUCCAACUCUACAGUUGUGAUUCUAAAACUUCCUUGUGUGGUUCAGGGAAGGAAGGGUUUCUGUUAAGCUUCAUUGUUUGUACCCUACUAACUUAUCCCCAUUUCUAGGACACUUGCUUUAAGCUGUUACAGGCCUGAAUGGGCUGUUGCCCUCUUCCCUACAUUUUCCUUGUUGGUUUUUUUUAUUUUUGUUAACUGACCCUAGCAUUGUGUGUCAACUCUGUUGGGUUGGCACGAUUUCUUGUCUGUCUAGGCUUGACUCCCAUCAGCUUUCUGUAAAUUCUGGGAUUUGUCAGGUUAUCUUGGGGUGUAUAUUUUAAAAUCAUCUUUAAUUUGCAGAUUUAAAUGCUGCUGUGUCUCCUGAGUAUGUAGAAACCACUACCUUGUUUUUCAGUGGUUCCCUUUCACUUCCAGGCUGGCAGGUACUCGGUCAUCAGAGUUUGCUAUUAGGCCAGGGGAUGGUGAUAAUUGAAGGCAAUUGAAACAUCAAAUGUUAACAUGUCAGUAGAAGCAAAGGUGAAUAGAGGAAGAUUGAGGGGAAUUUGCCUGUUUGAACCUGUAGCAGUUGCUGAUAUCCUGGAAAUAGGAAUUGGAAUUAGGGGGGGAUACAUCCCAUGAGGUUAAAAGGCUCUCUGCUUCAGGACUGGCAGCCUUCUAGUACCAUAUUGCACAGUGGGAAAAGUUUUUGAUUGGGUGGGAAAGGGAGAAAGUGUCCUCCAAGAGUGCCAGAAAUGUACUGUGUGAGAUGUUUGUUCCAGGCUGACUAGAACCCUGAUUUGGAGCACUCCUAUUGGGGACUAAGGAUAAACUGCAAUAUAUUGUAGGUUUCCUAUGGAAUUUAUUAUAAUGCCUAUGCGGAAAGGUAACAGCUAGAGAUGUUCUGGAAGGGGAGGAGGCAAAUGUUGCUCCCAGCUGAGCCAGUGAAGUGAGCUUUGCUUCUGGUAGAAUGAUCACAAGUUAGGAGCCCUGCAGAAAGUCUCAGUAAGCUCUUCUGCUGUCUGGUAGAUUUAUCCUGUUCCUUUGACUAGUGUAGCAAACUGGAGUACUUACAAUGAGAUUUCCUGUCAGGAACAUCAGAACAGGCCUGCUGUGACCUUGACCUGGCCUGGGCUGAGCCCAAGUCCCGUAAAAUAGUGGAGCGUUCCCUGCUUGGUCAUGCCCCCCCCCCCCAGUGCCCAGCUAUGAUGUACUUGAUGAGUGCUGGAAAGAAGGUUGCAGACUGAACUGGAAGCAAGUUGCACUACCCUUAGCCCAAGGUUGGGGAGGGAUGGUCUGUUGACAUUUGAAAGACCAGCAGGAGACAUGAAAUCCUCGCUGGGAGCUGGCCAAAGGACAGUCCAGUGGAAGGACAGAGCAGUGGGCCAAAGCCUAUAUAAGAAUAUAUUUUCUGCCUAUGAUGACAAUGCUCAGGUGUGGUCAUUGCCUAAUGCUCCGGCUGCUGAUUUUGAGAUCCACCGAUUUAUAUGUGAAAAGGGAAGCAGCUGAUGAUACAUGCCUGCCCCUUCUGUCAGCAUAUUUCUACUGGAAAGGAAAAGAUUGGGGGUCAGGAGGUGCUUGGAAUGCCUUCCAGCCAUGGGGCACAAACCUGUCUCCUCCCUGGCAAGGGAGAGGCAAGGAGAUCAAAUUAAUUGUGGGUAUGUAAGCUUGAAAGGGGUGAACUAACAGGAAUGAAAGGACUGCCUGUUAAUGAAGGACAAGUAUGCCUGCAACAUUUAUAAAAGAAGUUUUACAUGCUUGAUCCCUGUCCUAUGAACAUGUUCCUGCUGGACUAGGUGUUGCAGGGCCUUCACUUUUCUGUUCUUUCCAGGGGACACAGUUAUAUAUUUGGCAGAUGUUGCCGUACUCCUUUCCAGAGGAGCCCCCUGCCCCUUGGAAGCUUGCGGAUAAGCUGGGUCCUUUGCAACUGGAGGGUCAACACCUGUCAGUCCUUCAGUCCACUUCAGAUUAUGUUUCUCUCUCUCUCUCACUUUGCUUCUUUUGCAGUCCUCUGUCUGUGCCAAAAUAGUCCAACUGCUUGGUCAGAAUGAAGUAGACCAUCGCCAGAAACAGGUGGUGAUUCUGAGCCAAGACAGCUUCUAUCGUGUGCUCAGUACAGAGCAAAAAGCCAAAGCUCUCAAAGGCCAGUUCAACUUUGACCACCCAGGUAACUCAUCAUGAAGCCUGGGAAGGGGCAUAGGCUUUUUCCUUAGCUUCUACUUAGACUUCCCAAAGACGGAACUGGGAAAUUGCAAUGUCAAAACAACCUGCCCUGCUCAAGAGAGAUCAUUUGAGAGCUGUUGAGAGGAGGCCCCACCUUGACAAUAGGAUAGAUUGUUAUUGGUGCUGUUGUUAUUAUUAUUUAUUAAAUUUAUAUGCUGCCCUUCAUCCAUAGAGCUUAGAACAGUUCACAGCAAAAAAAUGCAAGAUAAAAACACAAAUACAUAAAAGAAGAAGAAAAACAAAACAAUAACCCUUCCCCCUGCAAACCUCUUAUGUUCAUCCUGCUACUUUAAAUUUGCUUGGAGUACAAGCUUAACCAAUUCUUUCUUCCCUUCAGCUACCCAAGUUACAUAAUAUACAAUGUUCUGAUCAUUCAUGAUACUGAUUAUUAAAGUUAUAACAAUAAGUAAUGAAUAAUUUUUGAUUAUUCUGUAGAUGAAGUGGCUACCUAAAUUAACAGGUUACAGGCCUCAGAAAAAGAGAGGUAGAGCUGAUCCACAGCUAUCAAAAAUUAAAUUAAAGCAAUGAUAUACAGUAUAGUGGAAAACAAUAUAAAGCCAAGGUGAAACUACGAGCAAAGAGCAAAGAAGCAGGGAGGAAGAACAAAGUAGAAACCAGGCCUCCUGUUGGCCCCCCUCCAAUUGUACAGGUACCAAAGCUGAAGAGGCCUUUUCACUCAUUCCCAAGCUCCAGAUUUCCCACUGCAGUGGAAAGUUCUGUGUAAACUUAUUUCAGAUAGAAAGGAACCAUGAGAGCAAAGUUAAUCUUGUUCACUCUGAUGAAAGGACUGUUCCUCCACUGAGUGUGACAACCAUUUCUCCCAAGCUUGAAACUACAGAAUUGGAGAGGAAUUAUCUGGCAGCUACCCAGUGAUUCCCCCCCACCAAUACCCAGAGGCUGUUUGGCCAAGGCUCCUGGAUCACCUUUGCCAGGUAGAGCCAAAAUGGCAGGCCCCCCUCCCUUUCCUGUUCCAGAGCAGGAAAUAAGAGUUUGGGGGCUUUCUUGACUGGUGCUGCAGUCAGAGCCCACUAAUUCCAAGCCAUCCUUUCAUUCAGAGGCUUCCUUGGCCACUGCUGUCAAGUGGGACUGGGUAGAAACCUGGCAGGCACAAUUUCUGGUUAGCCAAAAAUUGUAUCUUUCUCGUGAUCCAGAAGACUUCACCUAACUAGGAAGGUUUUGUGGGACGUUUAUGCUUUCCUCUGAGGCUUCCUCUGCCUCACUAGGGAGACCUACCUCGCACUGAGAGACACAGCUGUUUAACUUCCCCUCUCUCAUUCUUGCUACAGAUGCCUUUGACAAUGAACUGAUCGUCAAAACUCUUAGGGAGAUAUUGGAAGGGAAAACAGUUCAGAUCCCCGUUUAUGACUUUGUCUCUCAUUCUCGGUAAGUCUGCUUCUCCCCUCUUUUGCUCUGUGCUUUGGAUGUGGCGCUUUCCGUCUGCAUUGCUUCUCAUUAGCAGAUCCUUCCAGUGAGCCCAUGGUGGAAAACAUUUGCAUAAAAUGUAAAUGCUGCAUCUUGCCCCGAAACCAACCUUUAAUAUCUAAUGGUCUAGUCGAAGGAAAAUUGUAAAACAGUUCUUCCUGCUUCCCUCCUGUUUAUCAGAGGUAAACACUAAUCUAGUGUUUGCUUUGGUAGAAGAAAACAGAGGUGGACUCCCAUGUUGUGUCGGGUGCGUUCCCUGCAAUGAAAUGACAAGAAAGGAGCUGUUGCCUUCAUUCAGUUUCACUAUUCCAAGUCCAGUGAAUUGUAGCCUAGUGGUCUUCAACUGGUGGGUCGGGCCCCACACAUGGGUCACACCCCGAUCCAAGGCUGGUCGCGACAUGAGCACUCCAGUAUGCAACUACAUGGUAAAAGAUUAAGAAAUGGUUCCCGAAAGGCAUGUUUGCUCUAGACGUGGGUCUGAGAAGGUAGGAGGUACUUGGUCUAGAGUUUAUUUUUGGGCAACUCCAUGGCAAUGAUGACGACGAGACAUAAUUUCCUCUCCUCCCCCAUUGCAUCUGCCCUCUUCCUGCCAACAGACCAGAGCUAUUCCAAAUGGUGAGGGGCCUUUUAAAGCUGGACUCCUCAGAGAAGUUGAAGGGAUCCAUGGAAGCAGACUGUGAACAUUGUGCGUGCAUCUUGUGAAUGAAAUCUCUUACAUCCUCUCAGUUUAGGCUCCUUUGGUACAGGGCCACUUAUCAAUGUGGAUGGGUUCUUUUCAUGUUUCUAUGUUUGCUUUUUAGUUUGCAUAACCUGAGGAGGUAGCAAGUUGUGACAUAUCAGCAGGGAGCUUUCCCUGAUCUCCUUUUUGUACUGUUUUCUCAGAAAAGAAUCCUGAAUCCAGUCAGACUGAAAGAGCGUUAGACUCGUAAUCUGGUGAACCGGGUUCGCCUCUCCGCUCCUUCACAUGCAGCUGCUGGGUGACCUUGGGCUAGUCAUACUUCUCUGAAGUCUCUCAGCCCCACUUGCCUCACAGAGUGUUUGUUGUGGGGGAGGAAGGGAAAGGAGAAUGUUAGCCGCUUUGAGACUCCUUAGGGUAGUGAUAAAGCGGGAUAUCAAAUCCAAACUCUUCUUCUUGACAAAUCCAAGACUGUCCAUUCUAAGCCCUACAGACAAGGAUCAUUCCCAGUAGGAAAAAAUAAAAAGGAAGCAACUUUAGUUUUGCAUUCCCAGAUCCCACAGAACAUUGUAAACUAUCAUUGGAGGCACAGUUGUGCAGUCUUAGCACUUGGGGAAGAUAUCAGUGAGAAAUUUAACAGAAAUGCCUUUUUAAACCAAUAAAUCCAUUUUUGGGGGUGGGGAGAAGGCAGCAAAUCACACAUACAGAUUUUAUGGGGUGUGACUUAUCAAGUAUUGUGGCUGCAUAAUUCCAUUACACCCAAAUAACAGAUUAAUUUAGAAACUCAGAGUUUGCUUUAAAAACUGGGUGAUGAAAGGUGUCUUCCUCUUUGGGGGAAAAAGUUAUAGAUAUUUCCAAUUAAAUACCUUUCCCAGUGGUCUCCAGUUCCUGUCUUCUCCUCACCCUCCCUGCCCCACCACCUUUUGUAUACAGUCAUACCUUGGAAGUAGAACUGCUUAGUUCUCGAACGUUUUGGCUCCCGAACGACAAAACCCGGAAGUGAGUGUUCUGGUUUUCAAAUGUUCUUUUGGAAACCAAAUAUCCAACAGGGCUUCCGUGGCUUCCGAUUGGCUGCAGGAAGUUCCUGCAGCCAAUCAGAAGCUGCGCUUUGGUUUUAGAAUGUUUUGGAAGUCGAAUGGACUUCUGGAACAGAUUCCGUUUGACUUCCAAGGUAGGACUGUAUAUUGGUUUCUCUUGUUCCAAUACUUUUGUGUAGUUUUCCAGUGCUGAUAAAAAAUAUUUGAACAUGCAGUGUUAAGGUCUCUCACCACUAUUCAAGUUUAGAUUAUAAACACCUUCAGAUUUGUUAUCUUUGCUUAUGAAACCAAGGAUCCAUGGGUAGUGUUGUAGAAAUAAACAAAAACCACUGGAAACAUCUAAAGUAAUUUUUAGUGACAUUUCUGAUGCUAAAAUUCAGUAGUUAGAUUCUUUAGUCUUAUAAUUCUGUUGUUUUUGUAGUGUAUGGCUCAAGACAUAGGUAAAGGGACCCCUGACCAUUAGGUCCAGUCGUGACCGACUCUGGGGUUGUGGCGCUCAUCUCGCUUUAUUGGCCGACGGAGCCAGCGUACAGCUUCCGGGUCAUGUGGCCAGUAGGACUAAGCCACUUCUGGUGAACCAGAGCAGCGCACGGAAACACCGUUUACCUUCCCGCUAGAGCGGUACCUAUUUAUCUACUUGCACUUUGACGUGCUUUCGAACUGCUAGGUUGGCAGGAGCAGGGACUGAGCAAUGGGAGCUCACCCCGUCACGGGGAUUCGAACCGCCAACCACCUGAUCGGCAAGUCCUAGGCUCUGUGAUUUAACCCACAGCGCCACCCGCGUCCCUUGGCUCAAGACAUACUACCUCACAAAAUGUUUGAAAAACAGAAUAUUGGGAUGCCUUCAAACUUGCACAUUUAUUAGGGCAUAAGCUUUUAUGGACCAAAGUUCAUUUCAUCAGUUAUAUGCCUCUCACUUGAGGAUUACUCUGCACCCAUCUAAGAAUCAUGCGCAUAUCUGGUGCCUUAAAAGAAGCAGCUGAGAACUUUAAAAAGUUUGCAACAAAAGUCUUUAACUCUUUGGAGGAGUGACUCCAUGUGUCAAAAAUGAGGCUGCUUCCUGCAGAUCUUUUGUCUGUCUGUUCCUAAACUACCAUUUUUAGUUCAUGGAUCUGUGAGAACUUUCGAGUCCUCAGUUGUAGAUCACGGGCAUACUGAGUUCUGAGUGAUAGGCUUGGGAAAGAGAAAAAAACAAUCCUUUAUGUGCUCAUCCCUUCCUUUUCUUGAAGUUAAACCAAUCAAAGUCCACAGGUUUUUUCACUUAUUUCUUGGGCUGAAAAGAAUUCUCAGGAAAUUGCAGUCCUAUGUGGAUGGAGCAACAAACUGCUCCCAAUCAUUUUAUUUAUAUAAAUAAUUAUAUGCCAUGUUUUGGCUCUAUGUUACCUAAACAUAUACAAAUAAAUAAAACUAAUUUAAAUGUGAACAAUAGCCUAACAAAAAAAAACAAAAACAGGAGCAUCAUAAGAGCUUUGGAUCAGACCCUGUUGUCAUCUGCAUGGCUUUCCUGACCAUGCAUUAAUCUCUUUUGCGCAUAUUAACAGCAAAGAAGAGGCAGUGACUGUGUACCCUGCUGAUGUGGUGUUAUUUGAGGGCAUCCUGGCCUUCUACAACCAAGAGGUUCGGGACCUAUUCCAGAUGAAGCUCUUUGUGGACACAGAUGCAGACACCCGACUCUCCCGCAGGGGUAAGUUGGUAGCCUUUUCAGAUGAAGAGGGGAGUAAAAAAUUUUAUUUUAAAAAUGAAGUUCACAACAGUACAAAAGCAAAGCAUUGCACUUGAGGAUAACGUAGUGGUGGUGGUGAGGGAAAACCUUGUUUUCCUAUAGUUGUCAGGCUUCCAUGUUGGCCAAUCUGAGCUUUCUGCUCUCCUACUUUCAAUGCCCACCGGGUUCUGGGGGGUGGGGGGUGGAAUGCUUUCUAAAGACACUGAGUCUUGUCAGCUGUCUCUCCCCUGGUGCUGCUCCUGCUUCCUAUUCCUCUCCCAAUAUUUCCCAGCUUCUCCCCUCUGCAGCCUUUCAGCUGUGACCUCUCGCAAACUCCUGUUGUCAAUCUACGCUGUCUCCUUCUUCUCUGGUAGGUUCAGGUGGAGGAGGCGGUAUCCACCAUUCCUCCGCCUCCUCUACCCAGUCCCUGACAAGAGUGGAGAAAGGGGGUACUUUGUGGGUUGUCAUUACCCACACUUUUGAAAGGGUACAUCUAGGGGCAGGGCAGCCCCCUUGCCCGUUCAACUUCUGCCAGCUCCACUGCAAGACACUGUUGCUUCCUCAGCCAGCAGCCCCCAGGCACAGCACAGAAAAGUUGGGAAAGCCAUUUUGAAAAACCUUUACUUUGUCUUCCUACACUCAAUCUGUUCCUCCGCCCCCUGCUUUUUGGCUUCUGCCUCCAGCAGUAGUUUUCUCUCUCCCUCCCGCUCUCUUCAGCUGCCUCCUUCCCCCAGGGCCUUGCAAACCUCUGGAGGCUCCUGGUGGUUCAGGGUGGAGGAGGUGGAAAAUGGAUGGAGAACAGUGGAGCAUUUACUGUGAAGAUGGAGCUCGCCUGGAUGAACAUUGGCCCCCUGGGGCGCCUGUACAGGGUACCCCGGGAGUUCAUCACCCCAGGAGGUUACUCCCUGGCUGCAGAGUUUGUGGGGCACCUGCAAAGGCCCAUUUGGGUGCUGUCUCUCCCUGGGAUGUGACUUUUGCCCCCAAGGGGCUAGCCUGGCUUGUAUAGGUUUUGGGCCUCCCCUUCCCUCCUGCAGACCCCAUGGUCCUGCAGACCCCAUGGUCCAGCAGCAUCUCCCAGUUGGAAGGACGCCUCCAGUUGGGAGGGGCAGCAGCUUCCUCAUGCGAUUAACCUGGAGGCAGGUACAGCUAAGAGCUGUUGGGGCUGCUGAGCCCACCGUCUGUGGAGGCUACUGUUCAGUACCGUGGGAGUGGCCCUGUGGUGUCUUACAUGCAUCUUGUUCCGCAUUGCAGAAGUCUCAUACUCCUUUCCAAGCUGGCUUUGAGUAGUGCAGUGUUGUAUUUUCCCCACCCAGCACAAGUUCCCGUUCUUAUUAACUUCUUGGGGCGGGGGGGGGCACGGGACACUUUGGUAUUCAAGUUUCCUUUGUUUAAAGAAAAACUAUCUCUUGCAGAAAAGAAAAAGAAAAAGCAAGCCGCUUAGAGCACCAUAUUCUGUUUGGCUGGGCAACCUGUCAGUGUAGCUGUGUUCUAGCUCUGCUGCUGUCAGUCUCCUCCUCAUGGUUUCUUUCCCCCCUGCAGUUCUCCGAGACAUAAGCGAGAGAGGCAGGGACCUGGAGCAGAUCUUAUCUCAGUAUAUUACAUUUGUGAAGCCAGCCUUUGAAGAAUUCUGCUUGCCUGUGAGUAAAGGAUAUGGUAGCCCCAGGGCUUUUGCAUCUGUCAGUGCUGGGCUGGCCUCUUUGUGAGUGCCUGGGAGGCUCACAAGGGGGAAAGAUUUGUUGGGUGCUUUCUCUUCCCAGUUAGAGCUUUGUAUUCCUGUCCAUGAGAGAGAUUAACUUUGGAUAUUUUUGUGCUGGACAUUCCACAAACAGGUGCUCAAAAUAAAUUGUGGCAUAUGAAGUUGGUUUUUUGCAGGCUCUUUGCACUUGUCACAAUUUCUCACACUUUUAUCUGCUACCAUAAGGGCUGAGGGCUUUCUGUGAAUGCAUCCCUGCUGCAAUUCCAGGGUCUCUUUCUGCAGAGCUUCCUCAAGUGAUCCUGCAACAGCUGCCAUAUUAUUUAAGUUUUGUCACACUUGAAAGAUGUAACAAGUGUAUCAUGGCAUAAACUUCCGUAGACUAGAUACUGUGUAAAAAGUGCACACAAAUCCAUAUCUCAUGGGUGUGCAUGUUUUUUCCUUGUUAUAUAACUUUAUUAUCAUUAAUAAUAAUAACUUAAAAUUAAUUUUCUCUAUGUCUCCAGUUCAGGGAAGGGCUAUCAGUGGCUACUCCGCACUGUGUGUGUGUUCUGUCUCCACUGUCAGGCAAUAUGUCUCUGAAUUGCAGUUUCUGGGAAUGACAGGUGGAGAGAGUUAUGCUCUGGCUCUGGGAGGCCACUGUGAGUGCUGAACUAGUUGGGCCUUUGGCCUGAUCCAGCAGGCUCUCCUUAUGUACUUAAGGGGCCACAAAGUCUCCUCUUUUUUGCUGUGAAAUGUGGAAGCUGGCAGCAGCUCUGCCAGGGGAAAAGGGGAGCAAGGAAAUGUAUUUUCAGCAUUCAUUACUUCAUCAGCUGUUCGAGCUGAGGAGAAAAAAUUCUAAAGCAGUUCUCUCAAACGGGUAUGGGUAACAGCUCUGGAUUUCACCUGCAGCACCCUGUAAUGUGAUUUUAUCUUUCUGGCAGACCAAGAAGUAUGCUGAUGUGAUUAUCCCAAGGGGCGUGGAUAAUCUUGGUGAGUAGUUGACGUUCCAAGUACAAUACUUGCUUUUGACUUGUGCAGCUGUUUCUGGAGAAUGUGAAACUGGAGAGGGUAAUUAUGAGGAUUUGGGUUUCUACAGCCUUGGGAACAAUGCAACAAUUUAUUUUCUUAUUCCUGCAUUGCAGGGGGUGGGAUUAGAUGACUCUUGGGGUCCCUUCCAACUCUGCAAGAAAAGGAUAGAUUUGUUGAGAGAGGACCAUGGUGUGGAGUAGAGUGAGAUGUUGAGUAUGUGUGGAGGGUGAUGAGGCAUUUUGAAGGAAACUUGGGACUCUAUGUGGACUAUAUUCUAAUCACUCCUCCUCUUCUCUGCCCAGUGGCCAUCAAUCUGAUUGUGCAGCACAUCCAGGACAUUCUGAACGGAGGCCUUGGCAAGCGCCAGCCCAACGGCUGCCUGAAUGGCUACACUCCUCCCCGCCUGCAACAGCACUCAGAAGCAAGCAGCCGGCCACAUUGACCUCAGGGCUGCUGCCUUAGGAACUGAAUGCCCUUGGUUCCUGCCCUGUAUUUACAGCCCCAUGUACAAACACGCUUGCCGGGCUUGGUGGCUUCUUUUCUGACUGAUGGAUAGAUUGAUGAGUCUGUGCUAAGGACUCUUGCUUCCAUGGUCAGAUUUUGCCUUCCUAGGGUGGCUCUGCUCCAAACUCCAACACGGGGCAAUACAUUCCUACAGUGAGGAUGCUGAUGAUUUCUAGGUUUUGUGGAAUGGAAAGGUGGCAUCUCUGUCUUUGGGGAAGAUGGUGCUGUGUGCAAGGCAUUGGGGGAAGGAAUCGAACCAGAACUGGGUGCCCAAAUGGCUCUGCCACUAGCUUCAUAUCACAUCUGGACCUCAGGUUUGUAUUAUCAGCUAAGAAGGGAGGGAAGGGGGUAAGGAAAGCACCAUUUUUGGCUUGUGCUUUCAGAAAUGUAGAUCAUUGGGCUCUGCUAUGAUGAGAGAUGGGGGAGCUGUUACGAGAAAAAGGUUUCAACUGAAGUCUCACCUGGGCUCAGAAUGCCCGUUUUCAUCCCCCUACUGCUGAGCAAUAGUUCUGCAACGGGCUAAUCUUAAAAGUGAUGAGAGCAAGGCAGACACAGCUCCCGAGUGCUGCUUGGCUUUAAGCCUGCACCCAUGUGACUAUAUGGCCACAUACUCUCUGCCUUCCCAAGUAUUCCUGAGCCAGCCUCAGAACUGGUAUUCAUCUGAUGCCUUUGGAUCACCAGAAGUUCUGCAUGUUCAUCCUAGUGGUGCUAAACACAAGAGUGUUGUGUGUCCAUCCCAGCCAGGGAGCAAUGUAUAGAUACUGACUUGGAUGAGCAGGGCUAAUAGUGAGCAUUUCUGACUGGGCCCUGGGAAUGAAUGGGGAGUGACCAGGACACAGGAAAAGGGGUGUGUGUGCCAUGGUGCUCAGUGUAGGGUUGUGCUGAUACAGAUUGAAGCAGUCAACAAUGUUUUCUACCACCCCCACCCACCUUAAUGGUGUGGUUGGAGAGAGAAGGUGCUUGUAUGUCCUCUGGUGUUUUGGGUCCUGGCUGGCUGACAAGCCACAGCUAAAUAUUAGCAGCUUCCAGCUCUUGUCCUAGAAGGGGAAUAGGAAGAGCCACUUGUUUUGCCUGCAAGUCUAGGAGGCUUGUUCUUCAGGGUUUAGAUGGAAUUUCUGGAUAAGGUCAGGUGGGAGAACUCUUGGGACUUUGCUCUUUUCCGUAAUUAUUGCUUUCAAGAUGUAAUAUUCAGACUUAAUAAAGGUGGAAUGAAAAGUGUAUUGUGGUUUUUGUUUAUAAUUUUGGUCACGCUGAUUACUCUUUCCUAGGCGUAACAUCAGGUGCUCUAGAAUUCUGUAUUUAAAAAGAUCUCCUGUAGCAUACACAUUGAACUCAUCUGUAUGCAUGAGUUCUGUUUGCACACAUAAACUAUGCCAUUCUACAUGCAUUAUCGUAACAUGCCUUGCAAAAUUUAGAAUGGUCUCUUUUUCUGAACAAUGAAUGAGGGCUGGGAACAUGUGACAAAAGGAGAAUGGGCUGUUGCUGCACCUAAAAAUAAAGUUGCGAAAGGUGCAGAAAAAGGCAACCCAAAUCAUGAAGAGGCUGGAGCAAGUCACCUGUGGGGGAGACGUUACAGCAUCUGGAGCUGUUUAGUUUAGAAGGAAGUUUGGGGGAGAAAUGAAAGGGC